UACCCCGGCUCAUUUCUGCGGAUACACGACCGAGAACCAUAUAAUGGGUUUUUCCACUAAUCUUUCUCGUUUGAUUGGUCAAACUCCGUGAAUAAUGUCCAAGAUGGCGGUUUGUGUAGCUGUCAUUGCUAAAGAGAAUUACCCAUUAUAUAUCAAAGCAUCAUCUGCAGACAGUGAGCUGAAGUUUUACUAUACUGUUCACACUUCUCUUGAUGUUAUUGAAGAGAAAGUAUCAUCAUCAGGGAAAAAUGCCAAUGAGCUCAGAGAGUUGUAUUUAGGUUUACUUUAUCCAACAGAAGACUACAAAGUAUAUGGAUAUGUUACAAAUACAAAAAUUAAAUUUGUUAUUGUUGUAGAAUCAUCCAACACAACUUUGCGGGACAAUGAAAUUAGAAGUAUGUUCAGAAAGUUACACAAUGCCUAUGUUGACAUGUUGUGUAAUCCAUUUUACAUUCCUGGAGAGAAUAUCACUUCAAAGUCAUUUAAUAAUACUGUGAUAUCCAUGAUGCAAGAAUGAUGAAAUUGUGGAGAUUAUAGUUUGCCACCUCAGAAUUUUUGCCACAACAGAAUUGUUGAUUGGAAACAAAUAAUAUUAAACAACAUUGUGUUGAAUUUAGGAAAGCUUGAAACAGUCAGCUUAGUCAAAUAUAAACAUUUUACCAUCAAUUGUUCUAUAAGCAUUAUAUUAAUAUGGAAUUGUUACAUUCUAUUUGAAGGACCCUGCUUACAGUAAACCCUAUUAUUUUGUCUUUUACAUAAAUUUGCUGUAUGGAGGAUCCAUGAUAUGUUGUUGCUGUUAACAUUUUUGUGUCGCCUCUACGGAGUGCAAUUUCAUCCAAACUUUACAGGAAUGAUCAGUACCAAGUCUAGUUGUGCAUAUUGUCAGCAUUUUCCGGUUCAAUGAUUUUUGUCAGAGUUAUUAAUGGCCCUUUAAUAAUUUUUAUUUUUAAAGUUUGUCCGGACUACUUCUCUUAUACCACUAAUGCAAUUUCAAUGAAACUUUACAGGAUUGAUCUGCAGCUCAAGUCCUAAUGCGCAUAUUGCACGGGUUUUCCGGUUGAAUGAUUUUUUGCAGAGAUAUGGCCCUUUAAUAAUUUUUAUUUUUAAAGUUUGUCCGGACUACUUCUCUAAUACCACUAAUGCAAUUUAACCAAUUUUUGUGUCGCCUCUACGGAGUAGUGGCGACAUAAUUAUAGGGAUCAAUUCUCAGUCGUCUGUCUGUCCGUCUGUCCGUCCGGCACAAAACUUGUCCAGACGACUCAUAAACUACUGGUGCAAUUUCAUCCAAACUUUACAGGAAUGAUCAGUACCAAGUCUAGUUGUGCAUAUUAUCAGCAUUUUCCGGUUCAAUGAUUUUUGUCAGAGUUAUGGCCCUUUAAUAAUUUUUAUUUUUAAAGUUUGUCCGGACUACUUCUCUUAUACCACUAAUCCAAUUUCAAUGAAACUUUACAGAAUUGAUCUGUAGCUCAAGUCCUUGUGCAUAUUGCACGGGUUUUCCGGUUGAAUGAUUUUUGACCGAGUUUUGGCCCUUUGAUAAAAGGUGUUUUUUUCCUGUGUGUUGCCAGAUACACAAAAGCUUGUCCAGACUACUCCUCAUAAACUACUGGUGCAAUUUCAUCCAAACUUUACAGGAAUGAUGAGUACCAAGUCUAGUUGUGCAUAUUGUCAGCAUUUUCCGGUUCAAUGAUUUUUGUCAGAGUCAUGGCCCUUUAAUAAUUUUUAUUUUUAAAGUUUGUCCGGACUACUUUUCUUAUACCACUUAUCCAAUUUCAAUGAAACUUUACAGGAUUGAUCUGUAGCUCAAGUCCUUGCGCAUAUUGUACGGGUUUUCCGGUUGGAUGAUUUUUGGCCGAGUUAUGGUCCUUUGAUAAAAUGGUGUUUUUUUCUGUGUGUUGCCAUAUACACAAAAGCUUGUCCGGACUACUCCUCAUAAACUACUGGUUCAAUUUCAUCAAAACUUUACAGGAAUGAUCAGUACCAAGUCUAGUUGUGCAUAUUGUCAGUAUUUUCCGGUUCAAUGAUUUUUGUCAGAGUCAUGGCCCUUUAAUAAUUCUUAUUUUUAAAGUUUGUCCGGACUACUUCUCUUAUACCACUAAUGCAAUUUCAAUGAAACUUUACAGGAUUGAUCUGUAGCUCAAGUCCUUGCGCCUAUAGCACCAAUUUUAAUUAUUUUUGGCCAAGUUAUGGCCCUUUAAUAAAAAGGUGUUUUUUCUGUGUGUUGCCAGAUACACAAAAGCUUGUCCGGACUACUCAUCAUAAACUACUGGUGCAAUUUUAUCAAACUUUACAGGAAUGAUCAGUACCAAGUCUAGUUGUGCACUGUAUGUCUGUCUGUCUGUCACAAAACUUGUCCUUACAUGAAAUUGGCCAUCAUGAGGCGACACAUGUGAUCACUGAUCGCUCUUGUGUAAUUAUGUAAACUUAAAGUUUGGAGCAAUAUGAUGGUAUCUCCUUACUUAUAUAAUAGGAGUUAUAACAUAUCACACCUUAGUGCAGAAACAAGUUAAAUCCUAUUGGAAUUUAAUAGGAGAUAACUAUUUACUGCACUAAAAGGAUGAUGAAUUAUGAUUAUUUUGCACCAAGCUUGUAAAUUAUGCUGGUUAAUAAACAUAUUAAUAGAAUGAUUGGUGGUGAGAGUUCACCUAGUAUGAAGAAAAUUGUUUUGGAAACUUUAGUUUUAGCCAAGUGUCAUCUUAAUCCUGUUUAUGCUAAAUUUGUAACUCUCCUUUUGACCGAUGCCAAUAGCAUUAGAAAUGUUGAUAUGAAUUUACAAUAUGUUGGCAUACUGGUGUGUGUUUACACAACAUUAUGUGUAGACCAACUCCUAGAAGUGAAUG
Messenger RNA from Ruditapes philippinarum (Manila clam), 2837 nucleotides. Its product is annotated as trafficking protein particle complex subunit 2-like protein. Lineage: Eukaryota; Metazoa; Mollusca; Bivalvia; Venerida; Veneridae. The coding region runs from base 95 to 517 and encodes 140 amino acids. The record is from RefSeq and is a predicted model, not a curated record. The transcript is spliced from 5 exons. Gene Ontology annotation, biological process: endoplasmic reticulum to Golgi vesicle-mediated transport. Gene Ontology annotation, cellular component: nucleus; TRAPP complex; cytoplasm.